CAACAACAAUUAGUUCGGAAGCACCCGCAUCACUAGGGUUUUUCUCAAAAAUAAAAAAAAGGGCACCAAAAAUUCGAAAAGGGGGUUUAUUACUUUAUUAUUAUUCAGUUUUUCAAUUCAGACGAGGGUUUUUCUGGGCUUUUGUUCUUGUUCAAUCUUGCGUACACUUUUCGUAUCAUGGUACCUGUUAAUCAACCUCAUUUGGGUUUUGUUUGAAGACCAAUUUAUUUCAAGAUGAUUGCAGAAAAGCCAAUUUGGGUUCAACAUGAAGGAAUGCAAAUCUUUUCGAUUGAUAUUCAACCUGGGGGGCUUCGAUUUGCCACUGGCGGUGGUGAUCAUAAGGUACGGAUUUGGAACAUGAAGUACGUUCACAAGGUCUUGCAUUUGGACCCAGAUAAACCAAAACUAGAACUUCUUGCUACUCUUCGUGAUCAUUUCGGGUCAGUCAAUUGCGUUAGGUGGGCCAAACACGGCCGGUAUAUCGCGUCCGGGUCAGACGAUCAAGUCAUUCAAAUCCACGAGAGAAAACCCGGUUCUGGAACCACUGAAUUCGGUAGCGGUGAAGCACCCGAUGUUGAAAACUGGAAAAUCGCCUUCACAUUGCGAGGUCAUACAGCUGACGUGGUGGAUCUAAAUUGGUCUCCGGAUGAUUCAACAUUGGCUAGCGGAAGUUUGGAUAACACGAUUCAUAUUUGGGAUGUGAGCAACGGUAUCUGCACAGCGGUUUUACGGGGGCAUUCGAGUCUCGUCAAAGGGGUAACGUGGGACCCCAUCGGUUCCUUUAUAGCAAGUCAGUCGGAUGACAAAACCGUAAUCAUCUGGCGAACGUCAGACUGGAGCCUCGCACAUAGGACAGAUGGACACUGGACAAAAUCACUUGGAUCUACUUUCUUCAGGCGGCUUGGGUGGUCACCGUGUGGCCAUUUUAUAACAACAACGCACGGGUUCCAAAAACCGAGACAUUCGGCACCGGUUCUAGAGCGAGGAGAAUGGACUGCUACCUUUGACUUUUUAGGGCACAAUGCCCCGAUAAUUGUGGUAAAGUUUAAUCAUUCGAUGUUUAAAAGAAACCCGACAAAUACCCAUGAAGCAAAAGGUGCUUCCGCGGGUUGGGCUAACGGGUCAUCAAAGAACAGUGGGAAAGAAUCGCAACCGUACAAUGUUAUCGCUAUCGGAAGUCAAGAUCGUACCAUUACCGUUUGGACUACUGCAAGUGCCCGCCCCCUUUUUGUUGCUAAACAUUUCUUUACUCAAAGCGUUGUUGACUUGUCAUGGAGUCCCGAUGGGUAUUCGUUAUUUGCUUGUUCUUUAGACGGGACUGUUGCUACUUUUCACUUUGAGGUAAAAGAAAUCGGUCAUAGGUUAAGUGAUGUGGAACUCGAAGAAUUGAAAAAAAGCCGUUACGGCGACGUUAGGGGUCGGCAAGCAAAUUUAGCGGAAAGUCCCGCACAGUUGCUUCUAGAAGCCGCUUCUAAAAAGGUUACUGCACCUGUCGCAAAUAAUAAUACUCCUUCCACCAUGAAAUCGUCUAGUUUAGAUAUCGCAUCAAAGGUUGACCCGUUACCCGAUCUUGGUAAAAAUACGGUAGGAGUCGUUGACAAUACAUCGAAUAAAACCGUAACUCAAGCUCCUCGUGUGUCUAGUCCUGUAAAACAAAGAGAAUACCGACGACCUGACGGUCGGAAACGGAUCAUUCCGGAAGCUGUUAGAGUUCCUGCUCAAGGAGAAAACAUAAACCUAAACACAUCAACAGUUUCACAAUCCCAAAAUGUUGACUUUUCCAUGAAGUCAACUGAGAACGGUGAUUUAGCGUUUCGUGAGGGCCCGCCUACUAAGAAGGCAAUGGUUGCAGGCGUGUCUUCUCGAGCUACUGUUAGUGAGAGUUUAAUAAUCGAAAAGGUUCCGGUUUCUGCUGAUAAAGAUGGAAAUAUAAACGUUGAACAAAUCGGAGGUCUAAAGAGUUCUUCGGGUUCUUUUAAACCCCUUUCGAUUAGGGUUUUUGAUAAUAAAGAAGGUGAUACACAUGUUUGUUUGGAAGCUCGUCCUAAGGAACAUGCAGCCAAUGACAUUAUUGGGGUCGGGAGUACGUUUUUGAUGAAAGAAACAGAAAUUUCUUGCACGAGAAACGGUCAAACUCUUUGGUCUGACCGGAUCUCGUGCAACGUUACGGUUUUGGCCGGAAAUACCAAUUUUUGGGCCGUCGGGUGUGAAGAUGGAUCCCUGCAGGUUUACACAAAAUGCGGGAGAAGAUCAAUGCCGACUAUGAUGAUGGGGUCCACCCCGGUGUUCAUCGAUUGUGACGAUUCUUGGAAAUUGUUACUCGUCACAAGAAAAGGGUCGUUAUAUGUGUGGGACCUUUUCAACCGAAAAUGCAUACUUCAUGAUUCAUUAGCAUCACUUAUGAAUUCAGAUCCAAAAUCAACCGGGUCUGUUAAAGUAAUAUCCGCAAAGUUAUCAAAGUCCGGAUCUCCGCUCGUUACACUUGCCACACGUCAUGCCUUCAUGUUCGAUAUGAAUCUCAUGUGUUGGCUACGUGUUGCAGAUGAUUGCUUCCCGGCUUCUAAUUUCGCCAGCUCGUUUACUUUAGGGUUUCCGCAAAAUGGUGAGCUGGCAGCCUUGCAAGUUGAUGUGCGCAAAUUUUUGGCCCGAAAGCCCGGCUGGAGCAGAGUGACCGAUGAUGGAGUGCAGACACGGGCCCACUUAGAAGCCCAAUUAGCGUCUGCGUUGUCGUUGAAGUCUCCAAAUGAGUAUCGACAAUGUCUCCUUUCAUAUAUACGUUUUCUCGCUAGAGAAGCUGAUGAGGCUCGACUGCGUGAAGUGUGUGAAAAUUUUCUCGGACCGCCAACAGGGAUGGCAGAAACCGUUGCUUCUGAUGCAAGUAAUCCCACAUGGGAUCCUUGUGUUCUUGGAAUGAAAAAGCAUAAACUACUGAGGGAAGAUAUUCUUCCAGCAAUGGCAUCAAACCGAAAAGUACAACGGCUGCUGAACGAGUUCAUGGAUCUUUUGUCCGAAUACAAAACCGCCAACCCGAAUCUCGAACCACCGGCUACCACCAGCAACACAAUCACUCCACCGCCAGCAACAGAUCAAACUGCCGCCAAACCAUCAGCAACAAACGAAACAACCACUGCACCGCCAGUGGUGAAUGACGUGGCUCAAACGGAGUCUGCCACCCAACCUAUGGAUGAAGAACAACCCGGGAACCAUCCACCUAAGUCGGAUCAAAUGGAUGUCGACCCGCCCUCAACUAACAAAACCGACCCGGUUCCAGAUGAGAUGACCUCUUGAGCUGUUUUAACUUUCACAUGCCUCUUUUCAUGGUUAUUAAAUAUUUUAUUUUUUUUUAAGUUUUGAGAUUUUAUAAUUUCUGUUCAUGGAUUUUAAAUAUAUGGAUUUGUAUCAUUUUCUCCUCUUCUUUCUAUAUGAGUCUUGAUCUGAGUUUCGUU
Helianthus annuus (common sunflower) is the source of this 3446-nucleotide messenger RNA. Its product is annotated as protein HIRA. Gene Ontology annotation, biological process: regulation of DNA-templated transcription; DNA-templated transcription; chromatin remodeling. Gene Ontology annotation, molecular function: protein binding; nucleosome binding. The transcript is spliced from 10 exons. The record is from RefSeq and is a predicted model, not a curated record. The coding region runs from base 235 to 3288 and encodes 1017 amino acids. Lineage: Eukaryota; Viridiplantae; Streptophyta; Magnoliopsida; Asterales; Asteraceae. Gene Ontology annotation, cellular component: nucleus; HIR complex.